This is a messenger RNA of Solea solea (common sole), 1493 nucleotides long. RefSeq names its product poly (ADP-ribose) polymerase family, member 16 (gene parp16). The coding region runs from base 181 to 1167 and encodes 328 amino acids. The transcript is spliced from 7 exons. The record is from RefSeq and is a predicted model, not a curated record. NCBI's taxonomy places the organism in Eukaryota, Metazoa, Chordata, Actinopteri, Pleuronectiformes, Soleidae. Gene Ontology annotation, cellular component: nuclear envelope; intracellular anatomical structure; membrane. Gene Ontology annotation, biological process: endoplasmic reticulum unfolded protein response. Gene Ontology annotation, molecular function: kinase binding; protein serine/threonine kinase activator activity; NAD+ poly-ADP-ribosyltransferase activity.
CACACUGACGCGACUCUUUCUUUUUCCAUUCAACAGUUUAAUUAUCUCCGUUCGUGUUCACACCUGCGCGAAAAUACAUUUCCGAUUUUUUUACGGCACCUGAACACAUCAGUGCUACAGCUGAGCUCUCCUUAGCGCUUCCUGUGGUGUUAUGAGUUGAGCUAAACUGAAGUGCUGGGAAUGCAGCCUCCGCUCCCACCUGAAGCCGUCAGAGAGCUGGUGUGCUCCUGUCUGCACAGAGACCCGGUGGCAGCAGACCUUCGCUGCAGCCUGUUUGUCGCUGCUGCACAGAACUACAAGAGAGACUCUUUGCUCAGACCCUUCCCCCCAAGAUAUAUAAGUGGUGGCAAUAAGGACUUUGAGGAGCUGUUGGCAGAUGUGAAGUCAUUGCCUGGUGUAAGAGAGUUGGUGAGACUGAGACCUGGAGAGGGCGAUCAUCAUCUGGCUCUCACCCACUGGAUUCUCUCCUCAAACAGUUUUGCUGUGAAGACACUACAGAAAGAAGAGUUUGCCAGACUUUGCAACCUGACAGAAAAUGAAGGGAUUUCUGCACCUGCUCCAGACUUCCUCUUUGAGUUGGAGUACUGUGAUCUGCUGAAUGCCAGGUUUGAGAGGACGAGGGCUGGACGCGAUGUCUUCUAUGCGUUCCACGGGAGUCGCCUGGAGAACUUUCACUCAAUCAUUUACAAUGGGCUGCACUGUCACCUCAACAAGAACUCAGUGUUUGGAGAGGGGACCUACCUCACCAGUGACCUCAGCAUGGCUGUGCUCUACAGCCCCCACAGCAGUGGCUGGUCAGAAAGUCUCCUGGGUCCACUGCUGAGCUGUGUUGCCUUGUGUGAAGUCAUCGAUCACCCGGAUGUCAAGUGCCAGGUGAAGAAAAAAGAUUCUGAAAUCGUUGACCGUCAGCGCUCCAGGGCGAGGAACAGUGAAGGGGGGGACGUACCACAGAAAUACUUUGUAGUCACCAACAAUCAGCUUCUGAGAGUCAAGUACCUGCUUGUUUACUCUCAGAAAAGGCACCUGUCCAGACAUUCCCACAGGUCCUCCUGGUUCAUGCGUCACCAUUUUGCCGUGAUGAUGAGUCUCUACCUUCUGCUGCUCGUCGUCCUCGGUGCCUUCAACUCCACCACCUUCUUAUCCUUCUGGAACAAACUCUUCAGGUGAUGAGACAACAGUACUCAUGGCCUGGAUGUGCGUUAUCCACUGUGCCUUCCAUUACACAGACGGACGGCAGGCCUGAGCAAAGAUGCACCUUUAUACUGUUUUCCCUUUAGAAUGCUCUUUUAAUAAGUUGUUCAUUUUGCUGUUGCAAGACAUCAUAUCUGAUCACAUAGCAGUUUACCUUCAGAGCUGCUGGAGUUCAAAUUCUGUUGAAAUGGGUAAUAAAAAUAAUAAUAAUAACAAUAAGACCAUUCUGCAUUUUAAGAAUGUUAUGCAAUGUUCAAUCUGUAAAUUGUUUUAUUAAGUAAAGACUCAGUUUUAUAGAUAAA